Molecule: messenger RNA, 2697 nt
Organism: Lepus europaeus (European hare)
Lineage: Eukaryota; Metazoa; Chordata; Mammalia; Lagomorpha; Leporidae
Gene: CDHR3
Product: cadherin related family member 3
Exons: 19
Coding region: 1-2697 (898 amino acids)
Biological process (GO): homophilic cell-cell adhesion
Cellular component (GO): membrane; catenin complex
Molecular function (GO): cadherin binding; calcium ion binding
Source: RefSeq, a predicted model, not a curated record
AUGACCUAUGGAUCAGACACCGACACGGAGAAGAAAAAUACGCUCCUCAAAUGGUUUUGUGUUCACGCUGUGUUGUAUCUUUCUACAACCACAGGGGGAGAGGCGCUACAGCUCAUCCACUUACCUGCCACCAGCAACGUGGCCGAGAAUUCUCCACCGGGGACUUCGGUGCACAAGUUCUCUGUGAAACUGUCAGCGUCACAGUCACCUGUGACCCCAGGAUUUCCACUGAUCCUCAACUCCAGUCCCCUCACUGACGCCUUUAAGGUGAACCGGCUGUCAGACUCCGACUUUGAGGUCGUCACCACUGGGAAGGAACAACUCGAUUUUGAAGCAGAACCAAACGUAUUUGACUUGCAGAUUUACGUUAAGGAUGAGGUUGGUGUCACAGAUCUGCAGUACCUGACGGUCCAGGUAGCAGACGUGAACGAGCCCCCUCGGUUUCCGGGCAAGUUGGCGGAAGGUCUGGACCUGUAUGUCGUAGAAGGAGCAAAGCCCGGAUUCAUUUACCAGGUUGAGGCCUUCGAUCCGGAAGACACGAGACGGAACGUACCGCUCAGCUAUUUCCUGAUUUCUCCCUCAAAGAGCUUCAGAAUGUCUGCCAAUGGCACCCUCUUCUCCACCACGGAACUGGACUUUGAAGCAGGACACAGCAGUUUCCAUCUCAUUGUGGAGGUGAAGGACAGCAGCGGCCUCAAAGCUUCUACAGCGCUGCAGGUGAAUGUCGUGAACAUCAAUGAUGAGAUCCCUCGCUUCACCAGCCCUACGCGAGUGUACAGGAUUCCAGAGGAGCUGAGCAUAGGAACCAUCGUGGCUAAUGUCACCGCGGAGGACCCUGAUGACAAAGCUGUCCCCAGCCACCUCCUGUACAGCAUCAGCAUGGCCAGCAGCUAUUUUAUGAUAAACCAGUGGACGGGCACAAUCCAAGUGGCCCAGAGGAUAGACCGCGAUGCAGGUGAAUUACGAAGAAAGGCCGCCAUCUCCCUGGAAGUCCUGGUGAGGGACCGCCCUGCGGGGGGGCAGGAGAACCGCGCGCUCAUAACCUUCCUCGUGGAGGACAUCAAUGACAAUCCCGCCACGUGCACCAGGCUCACCUUCAGCGUUCUCGUGCCUGAAAGAACUGCCAACGGAACGUUGCUCCUGGACCUGAACCCGUUCUGCUUUGAUGAGGACGGCGAAGCCCCGAACAACAAAUUCAACUUCAGCACGCCAUCUGGAGUGGGCAGCAGCGGCCGGUUUUCACAGGAGCCAGCUGGCUCUGGAAAAAUUGUGUUGACUGGCGAUCUAGAUUAUGAAAAUCCAAGUAAUCUGGCAGCCGGCAAUGAAUACACGGUGGUGAUCCAGGUGCAGGACAUCGCCCCUCCUUACCAUAAAAAUGACAUCUACCUUUACAUCGUAACAAGGCCAGAAAAUGAGUUUCCUCUGGUCUUUGAUGAGCCAUUCUACAUAUUUAAUGUGUCAGAAAACAGACCAGCUAGAACCCGGGUUGGACAGGUGCACGCGGCUGAUCCAGACUUCCCGCAGAGCAGCAUCGUGUACUCCAUCUCCAGCGGAGGGGCUGGCCUCCAGUACCCGAACGUGUUUUGGAUCAAUCCCAAGACAGGAGAACUCCAGCUGGUGACUAAAGCAGACCAUGAAACAGUCCCAGUCUACACCCUCAGAAUCCGGGCCACCAACAACGAGGACACGAGCCUGGUCACCGUGACUGUGAACAUCCUUGAUGAAAAUGAUGAAAAGCCAGUUUGUAUCCCAAACUCCUACGUCCUGGCUAUCCCAGAGGAUCUGAAAGUUGGCACAAAUAUUCAGAAUUUCAAGCUGACGUGCACUGACCUUGAUUCCAGCCCCAGGUCUUUCCGCUACUCCAUUGGUCCAGGCAACAUCAACGGUCAUUUCACCUUCUCUCCCGAUGCCGGAUCCAACGUCACACGUCUGCUGCUGGCAUCCCGCUUUGACUAUGCUGGUGGGCUUGACAAGACCAGAGACUACCGACUCCUUGUCUACAUAACGGAUGACAACUUGCUGUCGGGCAGGAAGAGGGCUGGGGCUCUUAUUGAAACAGGGACAGUGACCCUGAAUAUUAAAGUCAUCCCCCAGCCAACCACGAUGGUCACCACAACUCCCUGGGCCAGGGUCACCUACCGGAUCCUGAAGAAGAACAUUUACUCUCCCUCGGCAUGGUACGUGCCUUUUGUCAUCACGCUGGGCUCCAUCUUGCUUCUGGGUCUGCUGGUGUCCCUGGUCAUCCUGUUGGCCAAAGCCAUCCUCAGACACUGCUCCUGGAAGACCAGGGUGGACAAGAAGCCUCUGGCAAAGAAAGGAGGAAUGAAGAAUUCCAAGAGAGAGGUUGUGGUGGAAACUGUCCAGAUGAGCACCAUCUUUGAUGGGGAGGCCACAGACCCAGUGACUGGGAAAAUAUAUGAAUUCAACUCCAAAACAGGAGCCAGAAAGUGGAAAGACCUGCUAAUCCAAACGCCAACAUGGAAAGAGCCCAGCCCCUGGGGAGCUGCCCCACGCAGCGUUGUUGAUGGGGAAGGGCUGGGGCCACGGAGGGGCCCUGAGCAGGAAAUAGAUGGGCUGAGUGACAGCGCACCUGCUGAGGAUGCAGGCCUGGCCUCCCAAAAUGGAGCUGGCAAACCGAAGCACAGGAACCCAGCCCUCAUGAGCAAGGUUUCCCCUAGACCCCACCCAGGAAAUUAA